AUGGCCCCGUACUCGAAACCCGAGGCAGUCCUCAAGCAGGCAGAAGGCCUCAUAUCAGUCGGCCAGAAUCACGCCGCUCUUCAGUCGCUGACGGAGAUGUUCACUUCAAAACGAUUCCGCUCAACUCCCCUCGCAUCUUUGGAGCCCAUCGUGCUGCGCUUCAUCGAACUUUGUGUUGAUAUGCGCAAAGGCCGCACCGCAAAGGAGGGUCUGAUGCAAUACAAAAACAUCGCGCAAAAUAGCAGCGUAGCCUCAAUAGAGGUCGUUAUCAACCGAUUUAUUCAGCUUUCCGAUGCUAAGGUGCAGGAGGCCCAGGAGAAGGCCGACAAGGCAGUUGCAUUGACGGACGUCGAUGAUCUUGAGGCCAGCGAGACUCCAGAGAGCAUUUUGUUGGGAGCAGUGAGUGGGGAUCAAAACAAGGAUAGGACCGACAGAGCGUUGGUCACGCCAUGGCUUAAGUUCCUGUGGGAGAGCUACCGCACGGCCCUCGAGACGCUGAAGAAUAAUGCUCGCUUAGAGGGAAUUUAUCAGCAAAUCGCACAACAAGCAUUCCGCUUCUGCCUGAAACACGAGCGCAAAGUGGAAUUCCGGCGUCUGUGCGAAACUCUCCGCCUUCAUUUGUCGAACGUCGCCAAAUACUCGCAUCAAGCGCACUCAAUCAACCUUUCCGAUGCAGAUACCUUGCAACACCAUCUUGAUACGCGCUUCGCACAGUUGAACACGUCCGUUGAACUUGAGCUCUGGCAGGAGGCGUUCCGCUCGGUUGAAGAUGUACAUAAUCUUCUCACAAUGGCCAAAAAGUCACCUCGUCCAGCAAUGAUGGCCAACUACUAUGAGAAGCUGACACGGAUUUUCUUGAUGAGCGGCAAUGCGCUAUAUCACGCCGCCGCCUGGGGACGAUAUUAUGCCAUCGUAAUUGCCAUCGGUGGAAAGUCUGACGAAGAGAUGAGCCGUCUGGCAGGCCAGGUACUCGUGAGUGCGCUGGCUGUGCCAGUUGGUUUACAAGGCGAGGAGAGCAUUGCUGCAGACGAAAGCAAGGGCAAGAACUCGAGACUCUCUGCGUUGCUGGGACUAUCCAAGACACCCACCCGCUCGAGCCUGUUGCGCGAUGCUCUUUCCCGUAAUGUACUGAAGCUUUCGCCCGAAAGUAUCAAGUCUCUGUACAACAUUCUCGAGGUCACAUUCGAUCCGUUGACGCUCUGUUCAUCUAUUGCACCGCUUUUAAAGUCAUUGGCGGCGGAUCCUUCUUAUACGUCUUAUAUUCCCUUGCUCCAGCGGGCACUUCUCUCUCGUCUUCUCUCUCAGUUAUCUCAGGUAUACUCCUCCAUCAAGAUAAGCAAUCUUUUAGAGCUUGUCUCGCCGAUCCGGGAUCUGGAGAUGGAGGGUGCCAGCGCUUAUGACGAAGAGCAAGUCGAGGCAUAUGUGAUGGGCUGUGCGCGGCGCGGCGAGCUGAACAUUCGCGUCGACCAUGCUGAGGGCAGCAUGACCUUCGUAGACAGCCCAUUCGCGUCGAUCGACGACCCAAGCUCCUCCACCUCCAUGGCAAGUGCGGGCGCGAUACAGCCAUCGACAUCUGAGUUCGUCCGUACGCGCUUGAGUAGACUCGCAUCAUGCCUCCACAAUUCCCUCGCAACCCUCUAUCCUCCGACUCCGCUCUCCGAAGAGGAGCGAGAAACAAAGUUUGCGGCUCUGGUGACAGCGGCGGAGGCCGAGCGCAAAGCGCUGCAGCUUCGACGAGCCCUCGUUGCUCGUCGCCGCGAGCUGCUGUCCGAACUGUCUGUCAGGAAGGAGAGGGAAGAGGCGAGCCGUCGUGCUGAACUCAAUCGCCGCCAGGUAGAGGAAGAAAGCCGCAGGGUACUUGAGGAGGUCCGUAGGAAGGAGAUUGAGAGGAGAGAGCGCGAAAUCGAAAGCAUCAGGAAUGAAGAAGCAAGGAAGCUUGCGCAGAGUCUGAAGGAGAGGGGAAGUUUGAAAGUUGAUAUUAACGACAUGGAGAAUCUCAGCACCGACAACCUUAUGCGACUUCAAGUAGAGCAGCUAGAGAAGGAGAAGAAAGAGCUCACUGAGCGUAUGCGGAUUGCUGCUAAACGUCUGGAUCACAUCGAACGUGCCUAUCGUAAGGAGGAACGGCCAUUGCUUGCGAAGGAUUAUGAAAUUCAGCAGGUGGACGACAAGGCUGUGUUCCAAGCCGCUCAGAAAUCUCGGUUAGAGUCCCACCGCCUCUCACACCAACAAGACGUCGAGACGAAGAAGCGACUUUCUCGCAUUAUGGGCGACUAUCUUGCUCAGAGAGAGGUCAUCGUCGGCAAGCGAGGCGCUGAGUUCGCUAAAAGGAAGGAGAUUGCACAGAAUAAGAUUGAUGACGAGAAGGCCAAGAGGCGAGCUACCUUCCUCAAGGCGCGCGAGGAGGAGAGAUUGCGCAUAGAGGAGGAGGAGCGAAUCAGGAGGGAGAAGGAAGAAGAGCUACUGAGAAUAGAAGAAGAGCGCAGAUUGGAGGAGGAACGGCUUGAAAGGGAGGAAGCUGAAGAGCAAGCUCGCAUUGAGGCUAAGAAACGGGAAGAGGAAGAGGCUCGCGCAAGCGCGCGCAGGCAACGAGAGGAGGAACGCGCUGCUCUACUGGAGAAGGCGCGCUUGCAACAACAGCGAGAAGAAGAAGCCCUCGCCAAACAGGCCGCUCGUGCUGCUGAGCGCGAGCGCGAGCGUAUGCGACCUCAAGUUCAAGCUCCAGCUCCGCCGAUACGCUCAACACUUAGCGGAGAUACAUGGAGAAGACCUGGAGCGCCUCCGGUCGCCCCGUCUCCUCGUGCUGCUCCAGCUCCUCUGCCCCGAUCAGAAAGUCCUGCACCCAAAUACCGUCCUGGUGCCGUCGCAGGUAGCGGGUGGCGGGCAAGAGAGGCUGCAAAAGAAGCGGGAGCAGGGCGUCCUGCCUCACCUGCGCCUCCAGCAAGGGCUCCGGAACCCGUAAAUAAGGAUGAUGAUGGCUUCCAUACUGUCGAAAAGAAAGGUGUGUAUCGGGCUCCGAGGGGUAGAGGUCGAGUCUAA
Fibroporia radiculosa is the source of this 3039-nucleotide messenger RNA. RefSeq lists its product as uncharacterized. The coding region runs from base 1 to 3039 and encodes 1012 amino acids. Gene Ontology annotation, biological process: translation reinitiation; formation of cytoplasmic translation initiation complex. Gene Ontology annotation, cellular component: multi-eIF complex; eukaryotic translation initiation factor 3 complex, eIF3m; eukaryotic translation initiation factor 3 complex, eIF3e. The record is from RefSeq and is a predicted model, not a curated record. Lineage: Eukaryota; Fungi; Basidiomycota; Agaricomycetes; Polyporales; Fibroporiaceae. The transcript is spliced from 5 exons. Gene Ontology annotation, molecular function: translation initiation factor activity; mRNA binding.